Rana temporaria (common frog) is the source of this 2966-nucleotide messenger RNA. RefSeq names its product BAG cochaperone 4 (gene BAG4). The record is from RefSeq and is a predicted model, not a curated record. Gene Ontology annotation, biological process: protein stabilization. The coding region runs from base 70 to 1233 and encodes 387 amino acids. Gene Ontology annotation, cellular component: membrane; cytoplasm; cytosol. The transcript is spliced from 5 exons. NCBI's taxonomy places the organism in Eukaryota, Metazoa, Chordata, Amphibia, Anura, Ranidae. Gene Ontology annotation, molecular function: adenyl-nucleotide exchange factor activity; protein-folding chaperone binding.
GUUGCCGUCUUGGGCUCCGCGGCUGCGCAGUAGGAGUGUGUUUGCGCGGCUGUGUCUACAGUUAGUUCCAUGUCUGCCGCGCACAGAGCCGGGGAUGGCGGCGGAUAUUACCCGGGAGGGGAGGUGCUGGGCCGGCAGAGGCAGGAGGAGGCGCCGGCGGGCUGGGGAGCCGGCUAUUAUUCUCCGGAGACUGGAAGAAGCUGGCCGGGAGGCGGGGAGAUGGGAGGAGCCGGCGGAGCUCAGAACACAUCAUAUUCGGGGUACGAUCCAAGUGGCUGGUCUUGUGCAGGUCAACCCAGACCUCCUUAUCCCCCCAAUUACACAGUUGGAGGACAGGGUAUGGAGCACUAUGCCAAUGGCUCAUAUGGACCAGCCUAUAGUCAGUCUGCAAUGAACCCUUCUUAUCCUGGCAUUCACCCGCCCAAUCCCUAUUAUCAACCACCUCCUCCUCCUCCCUCGCAGCCUCAUUAUACUGUGGAUCCUUAUAAACAACAAGGUGGUGCUCCGCAAGCCCCUCCACAUUGGGGUUAUCCUCAGCAGCCUCCCCAAUAUCAACAAUACCCCGCUCCUCCGGGAAUGCCUCAACAGAGCCCACAAAAUGAAAACUGGAACGUUUAUGGAGCCCACAAUCCAUACCAGUGGCCCCCAGCACCCCCUCCUACACACAACCCAAACAGCGGCCAUUAUAUGGCUGGUGGCAGACCACCAUGGACAGGAGGAGACGCACCACCAGGAGUGUAUGAUAUGAAGGAUCCAUCUCGGACAUCCAACUACAACCAUCAAAGGCCCUACCCUGGCUACCCCUCCAAUAUCUCUCAACCAGGGCCAACACCGGAACCCAAGCCUAACCCACCUGCCUCAAUAGCCCCACCCAACCCUCAUUACAGCGCCUCUCCUCAAAUGUACACCCGGAAAGAUCCUUCAAACCAAGAAACCAGUCCUAGAGCCAAAGAAGCUAAUGCUUCUCCAGUUGAUCCUUCAAGCGCCCAUCCUGGCAUUGUGAAGAUCAGCGAAGUCUUGGAAAAGGUGGUGGAUCUGGAGAAGGAGGUGGAUGAAUUUGUAGGUAGAAAGACUGAUAUGAGUUACCGGUAUUUAGAAGAGCUAUUAACAAAGCAGUUAUUAGAAUUAGAUUCUGUAGAAACUGGUGGUCAGGAGGGUAUUCGUCAGGCACGGAAAGAAGCUGUGAGGAAGCUACAAUUGAUUCUGGAGAGGCUAGAGCGGAAGGGUUUGUGAUUUCAUGCGGCAGAAGUAAAGGAUUCUUCGUUAUAAAGGUUUAUUUGGAUUCCAAGAGGUUUCUGGCCAGCCGACAUAAAAAAAUGGCAUGGUCUUCGGGUGCCUAACAUGCCAAAAAUAUGAUGAAGGGAAAAGCCACCUAUUUAUAAAAAAAAAAUAAGACAUCCUUUUGGAUGCCCUGCUGGACAAAUUGGACUUCCAGCACCCAUGGAACAUUACUGAGAAUAUUUACAAUGGAAAUUCGUUGUAGUUGUAGAUGUUUUCAUGAAGAACUAAAUAUUUUAGGAAAAAUGCUGUGUUUUUCUGGAAACAAUUUUUUUUUUCUAGGUAGAAUAAAGCCAUUUUGGAGUUCACAGGUUUUAAUUACUUAAAGCCGUUCGAAGAUGAACUUUGCCACUGACUGCAGUCAUUACCCAAAUCACAAGACUUUAUUUGCCAUUACAAACCGUUCUACGACUGUGGCUACCUAGCAUGACAAGUGUUUGUGUUCUCUGCAUAUUUUUGGAUGUGCAAAUACAUCUAUACUUUAAAGUUUGGAAAUGUGAGAGUCACAUGUAAAUGAUUUAUUGUCGCAUUUUGUUUGGGGGACUGUACAAUAAAAAAAAAAGGCCAGUGUGGGUAACUCCCAAUUAAGGACUAUUGCCAAAAAAAAAAUAAAAAAAAAUGAGAUUUGGGUGAAAUUAGGUGGUUCCAUUGGUUGGCCUGGUGCCCUUAUCCAGACACAGGAUCUUUCAAAUAACAUUUCAGCCUGAGGAAAGUCCCAUUCAAAUGCCUGAGCCCUUGUAAAGGUUGACAUUCAUAAGCCGGUUGCACACAUGCAUAUGAAUUUUCCAAUUCGCAUUUGAACCCUUGAUGCUUUCCAAUGUACAUCAUAAUCUUUGUCAAAUAAGUUUUCCAUCCAUAUAUUAUAUCCUCUGUAUCGUGAUUUUUCUGUUGCUUUUGUCACUGUUUUUAAAACAUGAAAAAGUCUCCGUAAACCUGGAUAGAGCUUGGGGUCUCUGCUCAAGCUUGCACAGCCCCGUUCGGUGGAUCCCUCUGUGGGUGCAGACUAGAUAAGAAUCUGCCCUGACUCAAUACAAACUGUAAGGCAGAAAUAGUAUCCCGGUUACCACCCAAUGUGAGAGUAAUAGCAGCUUCAGCAGACUGUCUGAGCCAUGCACCCGACGCGUUUCGCCCUGCUCCCAGGACUUCGUAAUGGAGAUGGAAAAAGUCUCUCUGCAAAGCAAGCAGUUAAUACUUUGCUGUGCUGCUGCCUAUGCUGCUUGACCUCUGCUUGGUUUAAGAGAGAACUUGUUCAGAGAUUUUCUGCAUUCAGCACUUCUGGGGAUAUUGAAUGCUGUUGUCCCCAGCUGAUCUCUGUGGUUUUCUCCACUAGACCCUACAUCACUAUGUGGGGUGGCAGACGCAGCCAUAAUGAGCAGUGGGGGGCCAGACAUCCACUAAUACUGAAUAUCUUUUAGCAAGAUUAUCUCUUCAACCCUGUGGAGUUUGGUGGCAUGGGCAGCAGGACUGGUAUUAAUAGUUUGCUUUGUAGGGGGACCUUAAUUUUCUUGUUUUAAAGAUGGCUAAAGUUGCUUUAGAAAACAAAUUUAAUAAUCCAACUCUUUGUGAGUUUCCUGUUCAAAUGUCAGAAAACGUACCACGUUCUAAUGCCUUUAAUUUUUUAGAAAACCUCCAUUUUGUGUCCGAACCUGUGCAUUGUGGGCCUCCUAAUCGUAGCAUAAAAUUCUCAU